This is a messenger RNA of Phacochoerus africanus (Common warthog), 3465 nucleotides long. It is a transcript of the gene SORBS3, whose product is annotated as sorbin and SH3 domain containing 3. Bases 666 to 2699 code for a protein of 677 amino acids. Gene Ontology annotation, molecular function: protein binding. The transcript is spliced from 21 exons. NCBI's taxonomy places the organism in Eukaryota, Metazoa, Chordata, Mammalia, Artiodactyla, Suidae. The record is from RefSeq and is a predicted model, not a curated record.
AUCAUUCCUGCCCUCUGUCCUGGCUCCGGCGUACUGCGGCUCCCUUCCCACCCGCUGGAAAUGUCGCUGGAAACUCUGAGUGGAGCUUGCCGGCCCCCGCCCGACGCCAGUCCUGCGGUGGGGGCCCGGGGAAGCAGCUGGGAAAGCGGAGCGGGCUCCCCGGGGACACUGGGCGGUCCCUCCCGGCGCCGCCUCGCGACCAGCCCGGCCCCCGGCAAGGUCCUCGGUGUCCCCGCGCCCUAACAGGGGGCACUCGCACGCCCCCGGCCGGCGGGCCCGAGCCCCCGCCCUCCACUCCAGCUCGGCCCGCGGUGCAGAUCGCAGGGAGACACACUCCGCCGCCCGCCAGCCAGGGCGCCUCUCACGGUCCUAACUCCCCGCGCGCGCCCUAAGCCCCAGCUCCCGCCCCGUGGAUCCCCCUCUUCCUCCUUGGGCGCGCAGCCUAACGGAGCCAGUCCUGACCCGGUCACGAGGGCGAACGGCACGACUCGGACUUCUCCCUGCCCUCCCUCCCCGAGGGUCCGCUGUGGCCGCGCCAGGCAGGAGCCGCGCAGAGAUGCUCUUGCCCUCCCGGGCGUCCUCAGUCCCCGCCACCUGCUCGCCUGGGAAGAGAGCACGCAGAGAAGCAGCUGGUCCACACCAAGUCCUCCAGCCUUGACCCGAGCAUGCAGGCCCCACCCUGCAGCCUCCCAGCUGGGCUCAGCCUGGAUGACUUCAUCCCCAGCCACCUUCGGGCCCAUGCACAGUCAACCCCCCGGGGGACACGGGUGCCUGUGAUCCGGAAUGGUGGCUCCAACACCCUUAAUUUCCAGUUCCAUGACCCUGCGCCCAGGACCGUGUGCAAUGGGUACUUCCCACCGAGGAGAGAGGCUCCCAGGCAGCCAGACCCUGCUUGGUAUCAGACCUGGCCAGCCCCUGGGAGCCGGCCCUCUGGGAACCAGAAGACUCCUGCCUCCCAGCAUCCCCAGAACUGGUCAGCCACGUGGACCAAGGACAGCAAACGUCGGGAGAAACGCUGGGUCAAGUAUGAGGGCAUCGGGCCUGUGGAUGAGAGCGGCAUGCCUAUUGCACCCCGAUCUAGUGUCAACAGCCCCAGGGACUGGUACCGGAAAAUGUUCCAGCAGAUUCACCGGAAAAUGCCAGACCUGCAGCUGGACUGGACCUUUGAGGAAGCCCCCAAAGUGGCUUCUUCCAGUGCCACCUCGGCAGAUUCAAAGCAUCCAGGGCCCCAGCAAAGACCUGCGGCCAGGCCAGGCCAGUCGUCGACUCUGAGCGGAAGAAGCUGGGAUGUCUCUGAAGAGUUUCUUAGAAGCACCUUCAACUGUAAUUCUGGAGCACCCUCCUCCCUGCACCCGACCCCAAAUCAGGUGCCUAGACGCCGAGAGAAAGUGGACAAUGUCUGGACAGAAGAAUCUUGGAACCAGUUUCUACAAGAACUAGAGACUGGUCAGAAGCCCAAGAAACCGCUGGUGGAUGAGCCUGUUGAGAAGACCUCCCAGCCCAUUGAGGUCCUGCUGGAGAGGGAGCUGGCCAAGCUGAGCGCAGAGCUGGACAAGGACCUGCGGGCAAUUGAGACCCGGCAGCCGUCCCCCAAGAGCUCGCAGGCGCCCCGACGGUCCCGGGAGCCGCGGCCUCCAGCGUGCCCGGCCUCCACCUGGAGCGCCAGCUCCCCGAAUGCACUUUACCAGGGUUCCUCCCUGAGCCCCCACAGGAUGGCGGAUGGAGGAAGCCCCUUCCUAGGUCGUAGAGACUUUGUCUACCCUUCCUCAACCCGAGACCCUAGUGCCUCGGAACGAGGGGCCAGCCCAGCCAGGAAGGAAGAGAAGAAGAGGAAGGCCGCCAGGCUCAAGUUUGACUUCCAGGCACAGUCCCCCAAGGAGCUGACUCUGAAGAAGGGUGACAUUGUCUACAUCCACAAAGAGGUGGACAAGAACUGGCUGGAGGGGGAGCACCACGGCGGGCUGGGCAUCUUCCCUGCUAAUUACGUGGAGGUGCUGCCUGCAGAUGAGAUCCCCAAGCCCAUCAAGCCUCCAACCUACCAGGUGCUGGAGUAUGGAGAAGCUGUGGCCCAGUACAACUUCAAGGGGGAUCUGGAGGUUGAACUUUCCUUCCGAAAGGGGGAGCGCAUCUGCCUGAUCCGCAAGGUGAAUGAGCACUGGUACGAGGGCCGUAUCUCCGGCACCGGACGCCAGGGCAUCUUCCCUGCCAGCUACGUGCAGGUGAGCCGGGAGCCCCGGCUCCGGCUCUGCGAAGAUGGCCCCCAGCUGCCUGCGUCUCCCCGCCUGACUGCCACCCGCCUGGCCCAUCACCACAGCUCCCCGUUAACGCCGCACAGCCCAGCUGACCCCACCGACUGGGGUGGCCGGACCUCCCCUCGCCGCACUGGCUUCUCCUUCCCUGCCCAGGAGCCCAGACCCCAGACUCAGAGUCUCAGCACCCCUGGGUCAGCUCUGUCCCAUCCCGGAGUCUCCAGCCGUCCCCUGGACCAGGGGACCUCUUCCCUCAACACCACUCAGAUACACUGGACCCCGUACCGGGCGAUGUACCAGUACAGGCCCCAGAACGAGGAUGAGCUGGAGCUGCGGGAGGGGGACCGGGUGGAUGUCAUGCAGCAGUGUGACGAUGGCUGGUUUGUGGGUGUCUCCCGGAGGACUCAGAAAUUUGGGACAUUCCCUGGAAAUUACGUAGCCCCGGUGUGAGUGGUCUCCGUGGCAACACAGAGCCCAGCCAGGAUGGGGCGGGGAGCAGUAGCACUUAUGGGAGGGAGAGAGGACCCCUCUCUCCCACAUCCUCCUCCCCUAGGACCUGAGCUGCUGGCAUCUGCUGACAACCCCGGCAGCCUUUCCCGCGGAACCUCCCUCAAACCCCCCUGGACUGAUUCCCACCCACCACUCACAAGCAUUCCUCUAACAGCCGUUUUAUUUCCUGCCCUACCCCACUCCCCAAAUAUAGAGGUCUGCUUUGAAGUGGAAACUGUUUCCCGGCCUUAUUGAGACCAGACCCCCCUUACCCCACCCUGCUAUGGCGUUUCCUCUAACAGGGAUCGGCUCCCAGCUUCACCCCCGUGGGGUUCCUCUAACAAGGACCAGCUUCCUAACCAAAGGCCGCCUGUGCCCAGAGGGGAUUCCUCCCCUUUCUCUCCAGCUUGCCUGCUGCAGUCCCCUUUGCCUUCCUGCCUCCAGCUGAGCCUGGGAGCAAAGUGGGGGAUGGAUGCAGCACUUUCUCAGCAUUGGAGGCUUCCGGGCAAGAGGUCUUGCCCCAAGGCCCCUUCUUCCCUGGGCCUGGGCUGUGCUUAUUGUCUUGCUGCUGUUGUGCCCAGGAAGGGUGGGGCCUCCAAGGACUGGCCUGUCCCAAAUGUUUUCCAGGGUGACUGAUGUGUGCUGUCCUCCUGCCUGUCCAGCUCCCCCCAACCCCCAAGUCCCCUCUGGAAGAGAAUGUAAAAUAAAUCUGGCUACAGAGACCUUG